AUGGUUUGGGCAUACAACACCGCAGACGAUGCUGUCAACGAUGGAAUUCGAAUAACCAUACUUUCCACUGUUCUUACGACACUGUCACUUUUCAUCUUAUCAUUGCGGCUCUAUAUCCGAGGUUGUAUGAUAAAGGCGGUCGGGCCAGAUGACUGGAUUUUGAUCUUUACCUGGAUUGCAUCUUGUGGCUUUGCCGUAGUGACCAUAAUUCAAACCAAAUGGGGACUUGGAUUGAAGCACCUGAACGAUAUGCCGGUCGAAAAUAUAUACAAAUUCGGGCUAGUACAAUACAUAGGAGCUCCAUUCUAUAUCAUCAGUAUUUUGGGAUUCAAACUGAGCCUUCUUCUGUCAUAUCUCCGGUUCAUGACCAGGGGUGCAUCACGUAACGCCACAAUCGUGGUGAUGGUAACUUGCACGAUUUUUCACCUUUGUUUCCUCCUGGUUCAAAUCAAUCUUUGUCAACCGGUCACAAAGCAAUGGGAUCCAGCCAUCACUGGGGGAAAGUGUUUGCCUGCUGUUCCCGUUUACACUAGCAUGGCUUCUAUCACCAUCAUCUUUGAUAUUGCAGUCAUGGUGUUACCGUUCCCGGUCUUGAUCAAAAGCCAAAUUCAGAAGCGGAAGAAGUUUGCACUUCUAGGUCUCUUUGCACUUGGCACCUUCAUCACGAUCAUUCAGGUUUUGCGUAUUCGAACAGUUAAGAGUCUCUCUAACUAUCUUGACUCAUCAAGCAUCAUCAUAUGGUCCAUAGUCGAAAACAACUUAGGCAUAAUCGUCGUAUGUAUACCGACGCUAGCACCCCUCUUCAGGUAUUUUGCCGAGAGGACGCAAAGGAGCUCCACGACCAACCCUGCGGAACGAUCCCGGUCAAAGAACAUACUAGGUCCACGGAAUGGGCCAAAACAGGGUACAUUUCCGCUUGGCAGCGGCACCGAUCAGCUAUCGAACAUUUGUGCAUCAGUGGAAGGAGGAAAUGAAGAGUUCAUUCUAGGUGACAUCGCUGUCAUAACCAAGACGACAAAUGUCACGAUUUAAGACAAUACUAGGC
Dothidotthia symphoricarpi CBS 119687 is the source of this 1045-nucleotide messenger RNA. RefSeq lists its product as uncharacterized. The coding region runs from base 1 to 1032 and encodes 343 amino acids. The transcript has 8 exons. NCBI's taxonomy places the organism in Eukaryota, Fungi, Ascomycota, Dothideomycetes, Pleosporales, Dothidotthiaceae. The record is from RefSeq and is a predicted model, not a curated record.